Harpia harpyja (harpy eagle) is the source of this 5831-nucleotide messenger RNA. RefSeq names its product SAP30 like (gene SAP30L). Gene Ontology annotation, cellular component: histone deacetylase complex. Gene Ontology annotation, biological process: regulation of DNA-templated transcription. Bases 332 to 868 code for a protein of 178 amino acids. NCBI's taxonomy places the organism in Eukaryota, Metazoa, Chordata, Aves, Accipitriformes, Accipitridae. Gene Ontology annotation, molecular function: transcription coregulator activity; protein binding. The record is from RefSeq and is a predicted model, not a curated record. The transcript has 4 exons.
GCUGCCGGGGAGGCGGUUUUGUGUGUGAGAGCGGUGCGUGCGGGGUCCCGGCUCCCCCGCGGAGCGGCGGCGCUUAGCGGGGCCCGGCCCGGCCCGGCCUCCGCGGCCACCGCUGAGGGGCGGCGGCGGGCGGGCGGGCGGUCCUCCCGGCGGCGCGGCCCCUUCCGCCGGCGCUGAGGGGGGUCCCCCCUUGAGGGGACCCCUGCAAGAGCGGGGGGGGGGGGCCCCCGCGGGGGGGCGGCGGGGUCCCCCCGAGGGCGCGGGGCGGCGGCGGCGGCUCUUUCCCCGGUUCUCGGCUCCCCGGGCGGGGUGAGGGGCGGGCAGGUGGGCGAUGAAUGGUUUCAGCACCGAGGAGGACAGCCGGGAUGGGCCUCCCGCCGCCCCCUUUUACGGCCAGAGCUGCUGCCUCAUCGACGACGGGGACCGCUGCGUGCGCCCCGCCGGCAACGCGUCCUUCAGCAAGAGGAUCCAGAAGAGCAUCUCGCAGAAGAAGCUGAAGCUGGACAUCGACAAAAGUGUGAGACAUCUGUAUAUUUGUGAUUUUCACAAGAACUUCAUUCAAAGUGUCCGAAACAAAAGAAAGAGGAAGACAAGUGAUGAUGGAGGUGACUCUCCUGAGCAUGAAACAGAUGUCCCGGAGGUUGACUUGUUCCAGCUCCAAGUGAACACCCUGCGACGUUACAAGAGACAUUAUAAGUUGCAGACUAGGCCUGGACUCAACAAGGCUCAGCUAGCAGAAACUGUCAGUCGUCACUUCAGGAAUAUUCCUGUGAAUGAGAAAGAGACGCUUGCAUAUUUCAUCUAUAUGGUGAAGAACAACAAAAGCAGGCUGGACCAGAAAUCAGAAGGUAGCAAGCAACUAGAAUGAAGAUUAACAAGACUUGGAAUAAGAGAGACCUUGAAGGAACAGAUGGUAUUGUGCAUUUUAGGUAUAUAAAAACUGAUGAAGUAUAUUGUAAAUUUUUUUUAAAAUGCAGUAAGUCUGGAUGACAGAAAAAAAUAUAGACAUUCUUAUCAGGAGUAUUUGAGAACAUGUGCCCAGCAUGUUUCUGAAGACUUCUUCCCCUCAUUUCAAAGUCACAUUGGAAUAAGGAAAUGAGGAUAAUGGGGAAACCAAGUAAACCUGUAGGACUGUGGAGUUUGUCAACUCAGUGUUUUAAACCAUUUCUGGAAAUCUGCAUCUCAGUGCAAUUCAGAUCACAGAUGGAAUUUUUUCACUGAAUUCAGGCUGCAUCACAAACCACCAUACAGUUUGUCUUGGCGCAGGACUGGAAUAGCGGCAGAGAUAAAAUUCAUUAUCGAGGUGCAUGGGUCAGAAGUUUGUCUGAAGCCUGCUCCACACCUACACAUGCUCUGUCUUGCCUUGAGUCAGUGCUUCAAGUCCCAAACUUCUACAAAUGCUCCAGCUCACCAAAUCUACUCCAGUGAACACUACUUGACUAGUCUGAAAUUGACUUUUUUUUUUUUUACCAUUUUUCCUCCUGCCCCCCUCCAACAUGGAUGCCAAACAACUCUCUGCAAUCUCUUUUUCUAAUUUCUUUUAUUUAAGAACUCACUAAUUAAUUGUCUGUAAGCAUUUAAAAACUUCUGCAUUUCCUCAGAAUGUGGUAUUAAGGCAAAUACAGCUUAUUUGCUGGGUUUGAUCAUGUUGGUAGAAGGGCUCGUUUAAUUCACUUUUGCAUAUUUCCCUUGUAUUCAAGGCUCAGCGAUGGUAGGUGAAACGAUGGCUUAAGACAUCUGUCUCAAUCUCUGUAUCAGAUCAGGUAUCAAUCACGGGUGAUGUGAAUUUUAUACUGAAGCUAGUCUGUAGCAGGUGUCACAAAACUGUUGAGUGGAUUAGUGGGCUCUGCAGUCUCUGUUUAGUAUAAAGCAGACUGAUGCUAAUGGGUGUAGCACCAUAACCGGGGUAGUGAACUGACUGGAGCAUGAUGCAUUUCAUCUGUCUUUGCAACAGGCAAAAAGUAUCGAAGCACUUGCCUUUCAUGAGCAUUACGUAUGCUUUCAUAAGAGCUGUGUGAGUGGAGGGUGGCAUGCUGGUGCUCUUUAACUGGGCACUGUAGGAGGAGAUCGCUCUGAUUUUGCAAUUUAAAGCCAAGGUGUCCUUACAAAUAACACAGUGCUUAUUUUGGCAAAAGGAGCUUAUAAAAGUGUUGGUUGUGACUGACUGUUCUCCAGUGACCUCAAAUUCUAUUCAAGGGGAUCUCAUGAUUUAAAGCACCACUCUCUUUCUUUGCUGUCCUAACCAAUGUCUCCAUUCUGUUACAAGAUGCCAAGACUCCACAUAGAGAGUAUAUUCUCAACAAGCCUUAAGCAACGAACUGAACAGUAGAAAACUUUGGCUAGCAUUUUGUCAAUGGCGGGUUUUAAUAUUCCAAAACUGGAUGAAGCUUUGUUGAAGAGCUAAAUACAUAGGUCAUGAUCCCAGCUUAGUACUGCAUCAUGUUUUGUAAGGCAUGAAGGGUUCACAUAGUGAAGCUCUUGUUGAAGCUCUCCCAGGGUCUCUUUAAAAAUCGCCACAAUUUAAAGCAAGCUGUUCACAUCAGCUCUGAAGUGUUUGCUAAUACUCCAAAAACAUGUUCAACAAACUUCAACAUGUCUAAGUCCUGUGUCAUAGGCAGAAAUACUCUGUUAUGGUACACGUCCCAUUCGUGAAGUUUUGGGGAGUGUGAUUGUUUCAGCGUUUCCUUGUUCGAUUCAGUAUGGAUUUUAAGAACAUCAGACAAGAGAGAGGUUCAAGGAAUGAGGAGAGAAUGUCUUGCGUCGGUAUUUCAUGAAUGUUUAAAAAUUUCUGAAUUAUGCUGGUCCUUUCCUUAUUGAAAGGGUGGAGUAAUUCCCACACCAGUCAACAUGAUCUGGCUUCUCUCAUUCAGGACAGGUAGCUAAAAGGGUACGUUCUCUGACUGCAUGUUAAUCUUCAAAGUGCUCAUGUAAUCAGAGGAUAUUACCAAGGAGAAAUGAGUUUCUGAGUUGAGAGGGUUAUGCCUCAUUGUAACUUCUAGACCAAAACUGUAAAAAUGUAGUUUGUUUGGGAUUUACUUUUUUGUUGUUGUAUUUUGUUUUGUUUUAUUUCUAAGAGUAAAUAAAUCUGUUGGGGUGUUUUAGCAGCCAGCAGCAAAAUGAUUCUUUUCAAGGAAAUACGGUGGCAGGUUCCAUCUGUUCAGGUGUAUUCACUGGAAUGCUUUUGUGCAGAGGUGGUAUCCAGGAAGCUUUUUUUUUUUUUUUCCUGAAAAUAGUCAAUUGAUGUGAAAUGUGAUCCUUGUUGGUUUCACUCUUAAAGCAAUUAUACUUUUUUGAAAAAAUUCUUAGUGAAGUGUGAUGAUGAAGACAUGUUUACCAGCCAUUAGCAGUUGUUUAUAAGGUGGAAAGCUUGGAGGCAAGACACCAAAGAAACAGAAGAAUCUUUGGCUGUCAGACCCCAUGGCCUUAUAAACCCUUGCAAAUGCCUUAUUACCUUGUUCUCAACUUACCUAGAGCAAAACGCCUUGAGCAGAAGAAAGCCGAUGUCUUGUUGGAAGGGUUAGCCACUUUAUGGCUCCCAUGCUAUGAACUGAAAUCACACGUCAAUUCAGUAGCAAUAUCCAUGUUCAGGGUGCCUGUGAUUCUUGAAAAGCAUUUAGUGUCUAAUAACCAGAAAACGCAACAAUGCAAUUGUCGUUCUGUAUAAUACCAUUCUGUGUAUUUGAUUCCUUAUGCUGCAUGCCAAUUAAAAAAGACUUUCCAACUUUUUGUUUUAAACUUCAAAGUAAAUGUGUUUGAACCUCACACUUGUGAAGCCAUGAGGUGGGACAUUUUCUCAGCACUUUCAGAUGGGACUUGUUGGAAAGGUAGAAGACCCAAAUCGCUUUGGCUGGUAUGAUAAGAUUAUCUUUUUUUCCUUUUACAUUUUGCUUUUCACAGAUGGGCCUUAAAUUCUGUCUAGCUUUGAACCAUGGAGCACAAGCCUUGGGGGCUUGGAGGAUGACCAGAUGUCAUCUUCCAUUUAUAAUAGUGGAAGCUUAUUUCUUACAAGGCUGCAUAGGUGACAUUCACCCUGGGGCAGAGGAAUCGCCUUGGAAGCCCUCCAGCCAUUAUACAGCCUAAUUCAAUUACAUAGCCUAAUUCAAUUCUCAUUGAAGACUUGCAUUAACUUCAUUAGACUUCUGAAUAGAUCCAAAGCCAUUAGUAUGAAAUCCAAAUAAUGUGGAAACAUCUCUUCCGGGGUUAAUUUCAUCCUGUAUGCUGACCCUCUGCUCACUUUAAGGGAAGAAGAAAUCAUUGCUGGUAGUUAUCGGCUUGAGCUCAGCUCAAGGGAGUUGGAAGCAUGCGAAGACUUGAGUCAGUGGCAAUCUGAUGGCUGAAAAGUGCAAAUAUAUCCAAGGAGGCUGUGUUAGAAUGCAGUUUUUUUGAAUUUCUGCAUCUCGAAGAAUAUUGUAUAUCAACCUGAAGUAAAUGAUUGCAUUAAAAGCUAAUGUUUCUUUUGCCAGGCACUUUAGAUGCUCAGCCUGAGAAAAGCAGAGUGGGCAGGUUUGUACCACUUGUCCCCAGUACUCUGGUGUCCCAGUUUUCCUUAGAAAUGUGGCUGUAAACCGCUAGAUACCCUAGUGUGCAAGACUUGACCAAAACAUAUCAAGUCUGGCAUUUAAAGUUAGUCUUAAGUGCAAGCUGGAUUCAGAGAGGCUUUGAAAACAAGAGCCGAAAUAAUCCACAGUAAGUGUGAGUUUUCAAGUGGGUCAUGAUGGCACAGAGAAGAUGAAACAGGAUUUGGCCCACAGAGAGACUGAACGAAACAUGCUUCCACGGUUAGCAGCGUGGAGGAAGAUUUGUUCUGUGUUAGCUCUUGUAAUGGAUGUUUUAUGAGAGGGGAAGAAGGGGGGAGCUGUGCACUUUACAUCUUUUGGUUGAGCCAAAUGUAAAUACCAAUGGGAGAUCUUCAGCAGUAACUGCAGUUGGAGGGGAGAGAAAUGGUCUGCAGGGGGACUGUUUAUUUAAGUUUGCAGAUCCUUACACUUCCCUAGAGCACUAGAGUCACUUUGCCUCUACAGUUUAAAAGAGUGGGUAAUACAAGGUAGCCUCCUGUACAAAAGGAGUCCUUGUACUGCCCCAGAGCAUUGACUGAAGAGUCCCAAAGGUGAAGGAAUGUUGUUGAUGCCUCACUCCUCUUGUCACUGAUGCCCUUUAGCCAUCUCUAGCUUACCGAGCUAGGGAGUUCUCAUUUUCCACUUUCAAAGUGCAAAUGAACUGUUACGAUGUAAGAUACUCCUUGCACUUUUCACGGCUAUCCCUGGUCCUCGCGUUUUCGACUUGCCUGUGAACACAUCUGUUUGGAAUGAAUUAAAUGGUUGAAGAAAGUGUGGGGAGAGGGGGGGGCUCCUGCCUUAAACCUGAACUUCCCUUGCAAGCAACUCUGCAGGCCAUCCUUUGCAUCAGCAGGCUCCAGGAGCCUCUUACUUAGCUGAGCCCUAACAGGGCUGGGUUUACUCCUGUCCUAGCUGCAGCUCUCUGCUCCGCAGCUAGAGUGCAGGGGAGGUGAAUAGCAGGUAACUUGCAGAAUGGCUUGGAGUCCUUUAGCGGGCUUACUGGGAGAGAAAAACUGUGUUCCCUCUUCUGUUUCUGGCCUCCAUGUGUUGUGCUGAUCUUAUGCCAAAUGUUUUGGACACCUUGUAUUUUUAACUGUGUAAUAUAGCUGUGUAUUGUUAAAGCAACUUAGUAACUUAUAGCAAAAACUGUAGAACUCAUUUCUCUGAGGUGUAGGAAAUGUCCUGCUUCCACUGUGUAUGAGACUUUAACUCUGUACUGUCUGACAAAGAUAAAAUGCUGAAUUUCACUUUAAUAAAUGAUCUAUCUAGCAACAA